GGGCUACGGCGGCCGCGGGGCUAGCGUGAGUUCGCCUUCUCCCGCCUCAGGGCUGCCCUGCGCCGGCGACUGCACCGGCGGAGCGCGGAUCGGGCAGCGACGGGGCGGACCAGAGUGCGUGACACACAAAGUUCAGAGGAUUUCACAGAGGAGUCAGUAGAUGGAAAACUGCUCUGGGCAGGUGUUCGUAGCUGGUGCGGAGCCGCUCACCUCCUGGGAGGAUCUGUGAUGAUGCAGAUUGCCUUGAAACAAAGGCAGGAGCAGAAUCUCGGGUUUCAGGUAUCCAGGUUCAUGAACGACGCGGGCCCCCAGCAGCUGGGAGGGCAUGGCAGCAGCGGGAACGUGGCAGCAGUAACCAGGGAGCUCCUGCAGGAGGGGGAUGGCGAGCACCAACCAGGGCAAUCAUUGAUCUUGGUCAUGAGACAGAAUCUUCCAUUCUGAGCUCUUAAUGAGACAGUUCAUCUAGAAAGAUGGCCACUACAGAGCCCCUAUCGAAAAAGACUAUAAUGGGUCCUUAUGGAAUCAAUCGUGCUGUACAUCGCAUUACUCUUUCUGAUUGUCAGAAUGGAUUAGGGGUGAAAAUUAUUGGAGGUUAUCGGGAGCAGACUUCAGAAGACUAUGGAAUUUUCAUAAAAAGAAUUUUGCCUGGAGGAAUGGCUGCAUUAGAUAGUCGCUUGUUCACUGGAGACCUAAUCUUGGAUGUCAAUGGAGAAAACUUAGUUGGUGUAACCAACGAAAGAGCUGUUGACAUCUUGCGAACAGCAUCUGCAUCUAAUCACAUGUCUCUGCUGAUUGCCAGAGAUGAAGAAGCCAAGAAAGAAUUUCUAAACCUGAUGGACAAGUAUGGAUCUCAUGCUAAUACAGACUCUGCAGGAAGCUCUCCAACACAACUGCUAGCUGUGAAACCUGCUGACAGCCUUUCUUCAGCAUCAUCUUCAAGGUCCCAGAGUCCUCAGCUGGCACGAGCAAAGGAUACUGCCACCAGCCACAAUGGAAGUAUCUCUGUCAUAGGCACAUCCCUUCACCUUGCAAAUGACAGUGCAUUUCAGAUUAUCACUGUUUCCAAGGGAACAGGCCUAGGCUUGAACAUUGUGGGAGGAAUUAACAGAAAUGAAGGGCCCUUGGUGUAUAUUCAAGAAGUUAUUCCUGGAGGUGACUGCCAUAAGGAUGGACGAUUGAAACCUGGAGACCAGCUUGUAUCAAUAAACAAGGAGUCGAUGAUUGGUGUCUCCCAUGAAGAGGCAAAAAGUAUAAUCAGCAGAACAAAGCCAAAAUCAGAAUCUGCUUGGGAAAUCGCUUUCAUCAGACAAAAGACUGUUCCCAGUCGCUUGGAACAUGCACAACGCCCUUCUAGUUUCUUCACAUCUUCUGGUGCAUAUGGACAGCAACAAAAUCCAACAUUUAAUCUUCUUACAUCUCCUAAUGAGAACUUUGCUUCUAAGAUGACCCCUUCCAGUGCUCCAAAGAAAUCACGCAGCCAGCUUGGCAGUUUGGAGAACAGCAUUCAGCUGCUGAACUUUUAUAUCUCAAACUGCUAUCUAAAAAAAGAAAGGAAGGACUUCAUUAUAAAGCAGAGGCUGCUAGAAAAGACAAAAACUGGAUUCAAGAAGAGGGAGCAAUCUCCAAUUAUUUCUGAAGACAGCAGCCCUACUGAUGUGUCUGCUACUGCUGUUGCCCCCAACCAGGCAGAUGAUUAUGGACUGCAAGGAAAGAAGAUUUCUGUAAACCCUACUGUUCGUCUCAAAGUGGAAAAGCUGGAGAUGGCACUGAAUUACCUUGGGAUUCAGCCCACAGCUGAACAACAGCAAGCCCUAAGGCAUCAACUACAGAAAGAUUCUAAUGGGACAGUAUCUUUUGGAGAUUUUGUUCAGGUUGCGAGAAAUCUGUUCUGUUUGCAACCGAAGGAAGCAAGUGGUGGCCAAAAACCCAUCGCACUCGGGGCCAGUGAAGUCAUCAGUUUAUUAGACUCGCAGUUUGUAUCCUGUGAUUCUGUGGAAGUGGAUGAUAUGGAAAGACUUAAAAAUGAAAGAAACGACGCUUUAAAAGAAAUAACUAAACUGAAGGAACAAUUGUCUGAAUCUUUAAGUGUACAGAAACAGUUAACAGAGGAGCUACAGACUGUCAAACAGGAAGCCAAGGCAGCGGUGGAAGAGACAAGAGCUUUGCGAAGCAGGAUUCAUCUUGCAGAAGCCGCACAGAGGCAGGCUCGUGGGAUGGAGAUGGACUAUGAAGAAGUAAUCCACCUAUUAGAGGCUGAAAUUACAGAGCUGAAGGCUCAGCUCACUGAUCAUUCUGGCCAAAAUAAAGAAAGUGCACACGAUUUAAAAAAAAGAAUCACAGUGCUAGACUGCCAACUACGGAAAUCAGAAUCAUCUAGGAAAGCCUUUGAAGUGGCCACUGAAAAACUGCUGCAGUUCACAGAGAUUGUACACGAAGCCCUGUCAGAAAACUCCUCUUUGUCAGCUUUAAGUGAUAGAAGAGCCACGUUGUCAGCUAAGACACUGCUUGCACGACUGGGGAAGAAUGGACGUACUGUCACAGCAGCCCUUGGAGCUGAAGCCAAAGACCUUGCUAAAUCUGUCCGUGCCAUUCUAGAAGUAGACUGCCUACCUUAUGGAUGGGAAGAAGCAUACACAGCCGAUGGAAUCAAGUACUUUAUCAACCAUGUAACACAGACAACAUCAUGGAUCCAUCCUGUAAUCAGCGCGCUGAGCUUAUCCUGUUCAGAGGAGAAUGAGGAAGACGACACCAGAGAGCUAGCAGAGCCCAGGAGCUGAGGAUGUCUGUUGGUAGAUAGUAGUUUCACUCAUUCUUACACAAUAAUCAGAAGACCGCGCUUUCCUGUAGUCUAGCAUAUCACACCUGAUCUUGCUGUGCUUGAACUCAAAGGGAGUUGUGUCAUUGAUUUAUGUGGGAUCAGUUUCAUGGGUGAAAUUCACCUCUGCAAAAGGUCUGUGUUUUACAUACAUAAGUCCUCUUAAAUCCCGAAGGACUUGUUUAGUGCACAGGGUCUGCCCAGCUUGUGGGUACAGCGGUGAACCUUACCUUUGUCCCUUUAGGACCUUAUUCUCUCCUGUCUUCAGUUAUAUGUGGCUGUAACUCCAUUGUCUUGAACUGAGUUAAUUGCCAUUUGCAGCAGCAUGAGAGGGGCACAUUGGAUGUAAUUCCCAGAGGAACUUUCUGUCACUGGUUGGUGGACGAGCUUUUUUACCAAAGCUAGUAGGUGUAACACAGAAGCCUUUUGUGUAACUACUGAGUGUAUGAUUUUUAUAAAAGAUUUCAUAUGUAUUUUGCUAUCAGAAGUUUAUGACAAUUUCUUACAAAUACUGAAGCCCAGAUUUUUUUUUACCAUUAUUUUUAUGGCAGUUAAUGAUUCGGCUUUAGAAAAAACGAGGUCUGGAAAGUUGUUGACCCCAGUUCUGGUAGAGGACACUCUUUUCUGUCAGCAUAAUUAUGCAGGAAUGAAAACCGUUUCACUUUUGUACUCUGCUAAACUGGUACACAUACGCAUUGAAUAUUUCUGUGGAAGCUGUGAAGUUUCAAGUACAAUGAAACCUGUGAAACCACCUCCAGGAUCAGCAGAAAUCAGUCACCUCCUUGAAGCUGGGCUUUAAGUAGAAGUAAAACAAAAUCAUUCUGGAAACCCUGGUGAUGAUUUAAAGGGGUGGCUGAAAAGGACCAGGACUGCUAGGGAAGCUACAAGCAGGUUUCUCUGUACGCAAGCAGCACAAGACUUCUUAAAACUGUGUUGCUCACAGCACUCAAUACGAUGGCUGCUUUGUCGACUGUUUGAUUCUACAAUCGGUCAUUCCUGUGGCUCUUUUUAUACGUGUACAUAUGUCAGGUAUUGACUAACAAAUAAGGAACAUAGACUUUGCAGAAGCGCUGACGAACAUACCAGAGGAAAACAGUAUUUUUUGACAGUCAGGACCAAGAUGUGGGGCUCUACUGUAAGGAAAUUAGGAUGACAGGCUGACACAGCUGAGUCGUUCUGCAAAGGGAAGUUGAAAGUGUAUUUAAGAAGUUGAGAACUGUGCAUCUCUCCAGGUGAAAUAGGAUGCCUCCCUGGUCCUUGCCAUUCAAGCCAGGACAUUGCCAGCAGCUACACCCAAGACAUCUAGUGGGUGAAACAGAAUUUAGCCCUUUGUUGUCUGCUUUUAAUUAGUGUAGGGUUAAGUCACCCAUAGAUGUGGGGCCUGUGCCCUUUUGGGGGGACAAAGGGAGUGUUCAGGAAAGGCUGGAUCAGCAGAUCCACAGUAACUUGCAUCCAAUGAGCAAAUCCUCCAUGUACAACAGCAGCCCUGGGAGUUGCUGUGCUGUAGCCAUUCUCUGUUCCACUCGCCCUAAGCUGCUUCAAGGCCUGAGGGAGGACGGUGCCUCCAAACAAUGACCUGGCACCACUGAGCAGAGCUCAUUUGCUUGUGCUUUAUACAGUCCUCUGAGGUGCAGACCUUGGACUCAGACCCAGCACAGAUAUAAACUGCUCACCAGACCUAGCUGGCUUUCUGACAAUGUUAACUUUGGCUCUAGCAAUAAUGUAGGUGCUUUAUGUAUGACAGAUCCUUUCAGGAUGGAAGACUUUGGGCAUUUGGGUUUUAAUCAGGAAGCAUUUAAAAAAAUCUGGUCAGUCAGCGUGCAUGUAGACUGCUUUUCUGCUUCCGUUGUGAGACACGUGAACUGGGCUGUUGAGCUGUGCUCUCCUCAUAGCACUUGCUUUAGCCUGGGGUUUUGUCUUCGCAAAGUGUAGGACAGCACUAGGUAGUCACAGUCCACUAGCAGCUCCCCAAGCACGCUGCAGCAGGAACCGCGUGGAAUUUAAAGCUGCCCUUUCGUUGGACCGGGGGGAGGAGGACAGCCAUGUACACUCGGCCUGUCUUUCCCCAAGGAACCCCCUACUCCGAGCACGCUAUUCACAGCCCACCGCACCAGUCAAAAAAAACGCUGGCCUUCUGCUGUGCUUGCUGUCUCCACCCACAUCUGAGAACAUUUCAGCGAUUCGGAGCACGUUCUAGUCUCUCUUCCAUUUUUACCUUGUCAUUAAGGAAUACUUAAAAAAAGAUCUCUUCAUCCAUCUAGUUUCUUCCUUAUUCAAGUGUUGGUUCUUCAGAUAGGCUACCCUAGUUCAUAUUCUCCACCGCUGGUCUUUUUUUCAUACCUGUAAUCUCCAAAUGUUCUAGUCUAUUUUUGUAAACUGGCAUACUUGUUUCCUAGGUUAUCCUCUCUCUCUCCUUUCAUCCAUCCCUCCCUCCCUCCCUCUCCCUUCUUUUUUCUCUCUCUCUGCGAAGUAGUUUGCAAAACAAUUUUGAUUAAGCUGAAUUGUAUAAACUGAGAAAAUGGGUCUAGAAUAAUGUAAUGCAAAUUUGUAAAGAGGAAUUGUCAAAACACACAGUGAUGUAAUGGCUAUUUUACAUUUUUACUGCACAAUAAAACAUCCUGACUUCAAGAGAAA
This is a messenger RNA of Alligator mississippiensis (American alligator), 5449 nucleotides long. It is a transcript of the gene STXBP4, whose product is annotated as syntaxin binding protein 4. Gene Ontology annotation, cellular component: cytoplasmic vesicle. The coding region runs from base 471 to 2777 and encodes 768 amino acids. The record is from RefSeq and is a predicted model, not a curated record. Gene Ontology annotation, biological process: insulin receptor signaling pathway; regulation of insulin secretion involved in cellular response to glucose stimulus. The transcript is spliced from 27 exons. NCBI's taxonomy places the organism in Eukaryota, Metazoa, Chordata, Crocodylia, Alligatoridae. Gene Ontology annotation, molecular function: syntaxin binding.